Molecule: messenger RNA, 4330 nt
Organism: Psylliodes chrysocephalus
Lineage: Eukaryota; Metazoa; Arthropoda; Insecta; Coleoptera; Chrysomelidae
Source: the annotation of a GenBank genome assembly
GUAAAUGAUUGACUCUCUAUAAACACAGAGUGUGUACGAAUAAAGAACAAAAAAGUGAAACGACCUUAACACAUUGGGAGUGUGUACCAAUGUUUUUUGAAAUAUUUGGCUAUUUAUUGUUUUACACUUGAUCAGUCAACACGCGGAUAUCGCAGUGAAACAUUUAAAAAAUUGUGUUGUUUUAUUUAUUUAUCAAGUGUUAAAUUUUAAAUUUUUACGAGGCAGCUACAAUAUUAAAUUGUACUUGGCAUAUGAAAUAUGGAUGAUGGUAAUCACGAUGAGCUCAAGAAUAAGGGGAAACAUCCACAACUAAGCUCUAACUUUGUAUCGAAUAUAUUUUUUUGUUGGGGUUUAAAAUUAUUUUAUAAAGGAUGGAAUAAACAAUUGAAUGAGGACGAUUUGUAUAAGCCCUUCGAAGAACACGAAUCUCAGUUUUUAGGAGAUCAACUUGAGUCAUUAUGGAAAGCAGAAAAAUUAGAAUACGCACAUCCUUGCCUCUUACGUCCGUUAUGGAAGUUAUUCAGAAAAGAUAUUGUUAUCCACGCCUUUUGGGCAUUCGUUUUAGAAUUUAUAUUAAAAUUAUCCCAACCAGUUUUGUUGGGAAAACUCAUAGAAUACUACGAUCCAGAACAAACGUCCAUCUCUCUAUUAGAAGCUUAUCUAUAUUCAUUAUUUAUAGUACUGUCGUCAUUUCUAUAUGUAUUGGUUUGUCACUGGUAUCAAUUAUGCCUUCAACACCUUGGAAUGAAAAUAAGAAUAGCCUGUUGUUCUCUGAUUUACAGAAAAAGUUUGAAAUUGAGCAAAAAAGCUUUAGUAAAAACCACCAUCGGCCAAAUGAUUAACCUAUUAUCUAAUGACGUGAACCGUUUUGAUAAUAUUUUUAGGAAUUUUCAUUUUAUAUGGGUAGGACCGUUGGAAAGUUUAAUCAUCAUGUACCUAAUUUACGAAGUAUCGGGUUUCACGGGAUUAUCAGGAUUUAUCAUCCUAUUACUUUUUAUUCCAUUUCAAAUGUUUAUGGGAAAAUUAACAUCAGAAUUCCGACAGAAAACAGCGAUAAAGACAGACCAGAGAGUGCUUUUAAUGAGUGAGAUUAUUUGUGGAAUUCAAGUUAUUAAAAUGUAUACAUGGGAAAAGGCUUUUUCUCGUCUUGUAGAAAAAGUAAGAAGCUCAGAAAUUAACCAAAUUCGGUUAAAUUCGUACAUUCGCGCACUCCAUAUGUCGUUCAAUAAAUUCAUCACCAGAGCAUCACUAUUUCUAUGUAUUAUAGUAUAUACAUUUACGGGGAAUAAACUCAACGCUGGUUAUGUCUACGUAAUUUCCUCAUUUUACAAUAUUUUAAAAUCGGCUAUAAGUAACGAUUUUCCUCAAGCCAUAUCUCAAACAGCCGAAGCUUUAGUCUCCGUAACUAGAAUAGAAGAAUUUCUUCUGUUCGAUGAGGUUUACCACGAUUCCACGAAGGAUUCUUAUAAAAUUAAAAGAAUUAAUACUGGUACACCACUAAUCCACAGUUCCGGUAAAAAGAAAUCUAUAGGCGUAUACUUAGAGAAUGUUUCAGCUAAAUGGAUAGAUACUCAAGAAGAGAAUACUUUACACACAAUUAAUUUUAAUGUAGGUCCCCAACAGUUAGUAGCAAUUGUAGGCGCAGUUGGUUCUGGAAAAACGUCUCUAUUACAAACGAUCAUGCAGGAACUUCCUUUGAGUCAAGGAAAUAAAGAUGUUGUAGGAAAAAUAUCUUACGCUUCUCAGGAACCUUGGCUCUUUGCUGGUACUAUCAAACAAAAUAUUUUAUUCGGUGAAGUUUGGGAUACCAAAAGAUAUGAAAGAGUGAUUAAAGUGUGCGCUUUAGAAAGAGACCUUUCAAUCUUAUCUUUCGGUGAUAAAAGUCUAGUGGGAGAUCGAGGAGUUAGUUUGAGUGGUGGACAAAGAGCAAGAAUCAAUUUAGCAAGAGCCAUUUAUAAAGAAGCAGAUAUUUAUAUAUUAGAUGACCCACUAUCUGCUGUCGAUACGCACGUUGGUAAACAACUUUUCGAAGAUUGUAUUAGCGGCUUUUUGAGAGGUAAAUGUACAGUACUCGUAACUCAUCAACUCCAGUAUUUAAAAAACGUUAACAGAAUUUUUCUGAUGGAACGCGGUACAAUUGGAAUCAGUGGAACCUACAAAGAAAUAUGCGAAUCUACAUGUGAAUUCGCGAAAUUGCUGAAGCACCAUGUUGAAGAAGAAGACUGUGAUGAUACUAUUGACGAAGAAACCUCAGAUUCAAAAUAUUUCGAUAGUGUCUCCGAAGAUGAACCCUUAGCAACCAAAGAGGAACCAAACGUUGGACGUAUUUCAACUAAAACAUAUUCUGGAUAUUUAAAAUAUGCAGGUGGCUGGUGUUAUGGAUUUUAUGUUCUUAUAUUAUUCAUAUUGACACAGUUUACCGCAAGUGGAUCUGAUUACUUUGUUAAAGAAUGGGUUAACAUAGAACAAGAAAAAUAUCAAAAUGAAGAGGGAGAACGAUUGAUGCUUCAAGCCUAUUUAGAUGAUGUGCAAAUGGAAGAAAACUAUACAAAACUUUUUGAUUUCAAGAUCCCGACAGAAUCAGCAGAAUCGAAAUUCCUAACAACAAAUCAUUGCAUUUACAUUUACAGUGUCAUUAUCGUCUCUGUAAUAGUAGUUACAAUACUAAGAUCUAUUACUUUCUAUAAAAUGUGUAUUAAAGCAUCUAUUAGACUUCACAAUAUCACUUUUACUAAAGUUUGUAAUGGAACGAUGUUCUUUUUUAACACAAAUCAAUCUGGUCGCAUUUUAAAUCGAUUUGCAAAAGAUAUGGGAUGUAUAGAUGAAAUGUUACCAAAUUAUCUAGUGGAUACUAUUCAGAUUGCUUUAAACGUACUAGCUGUUAACAUUGUGAUAGCAACAGUUAAUCCUUGGAUAUUACUUCCAACACUGGUGAUCGGCGUUAUAUUUUAUUUAUUUAAAAUUGUGUACGUUUCUUCAAGUAGGAACCUCAAAAGGAUGGAGGCAACAACAAGAAGUCCUGUUUUUUCGCAUAUCCAGGCAUCUCUACAAGGACUAACGACAGUAAGAGCAUUUGAAGCUCAGUCAAUUUUAAGGCAAGAAUUUGAUAAACAUCAAGAUUUACAUAGUUCAGCAUACUACCUCUUUCUGUGUUCUAAUAGAACAUUUGGAUUCUGGUUAGAUCUGUUAUGUGUUUUGUAUAUUGGAUUGGUUACUUUCAGUUUCUUCGUUUUUGGAAAUGCUUAUGGAGGAAACGUUGGUCUAGCAAUAACACAGGCGAUAAGCUUAACCGGUAUGUUCCAAUGGGGUAUGCGUCAAUGGAGCGAACUAGAUAACUCAAUGACUUCUGUAGAAAGAGUUCUGGAAUAUACAGAAAUAAAACAAGAAAUUCACAACAAUCAAAAAGAACCACCCAAACGGUGGCCUGAACAUGGUGUGCUAGAAUUCCAGUCCGUUUACCUCAGAUACGCAACCAAUUUACCAUACGUUCUGAAUAACCUCACUUUCAAAAUAAAACCAAGAGAAAAAGUUGGAAUAGUUGGUCGAACGGGUGCAGGUAAAUCAACACUAAUAUCUGCCCUAUUUCGUCUGGCUGAUAUUGAAGGAAAAAUCUUAAUUGACGGUAUUUGCACAUCGGAUAUACCCUUAAAAAGCAUGAGAUCAAAAAUUGCUAUUAUACCUCAAGAACCGGUGCUGUUUUCCGGGACGCUACGAUCAAAUCUUGAUCCUCUGGAUGAAUACACUGAUUGGGAUUUAUGGAGAGCAUUAGAUGAAGUUGCGUUAAAAGAAGUCGUAUCUGAAAUGCAACUGGGUCUAGAAAGCAAAAUUAGCGAGGGAGGAUCAAAUUUCAGUCUUGGGCAACGUCAACUAGUGUGUUUGGCAAGAGCUCUCAUUCGACAGAACAAAAUUUUAGUAUUAGAUGAAGCUACUGCCAAUGUAGAUCCUAAAACGGAUGCUUUAAUUCAAUCAACAAUUAGAAAUAAAUUUGCCAGUUGUACUGUUCUUACAAUUGCUCAUAGGUUACAUACAGUAAUGGAUUCCGAUAAGGUAUUAGUAAUGGAUGAAGGUUCAGCGAUUGAAUUCAAUCAUCCGUACAUCCUUUUGCAGAACCAAGAAGGAAUUUUUUACAGUUUAGUUAAGCAAACGGGGAAGUCCAUGGCAGAGCAUCUAUGUAAAGUUGCUGAACAAAGUUACAAGAAUUUACAGAAAUAAAUACUAAGCAACUAAUUGUUCCUUUUUUUAAAUGUGAUAUCUACUUAUUUAUUUAUUCAUUUCAUUAUUGUUGUUUAUGUUUUAGAAAAAUAUUGAUCUAUUUUUAUAUAUUAAUUUG